Molecule: messenger RNA, 1549 nt
Organism: Mytilus trossulus (common blue mussel)
Lineage: Eukaryota; Metazoa; Mollusca; Bivalvia; Mytilida; Mytilidae
Product: coagulation factor X-activating enzyme heavy chain-like
Exons: 13
Coding region: 107-1549 (480 amino acids)
Biological process (GO): proteolysis
Molecular function (GO): metalloendopeptidase activity
Source: RefSeq, a predicted model, not a curated record
UAAACAAAACAAUUUUGAUGUCCGCAGAAUGAGCUUUUGUUGCAGUGUUGCUUUUGGAUAAAUAACGUGUUGAUGUUUCGAUGUAUUGGUGCUUUACGUCUUAAAAAUGACACUUCUUAAGUAUUUUCCGAUAGUCUUGCUCUUUUCUUGUCUAAUUUUGGAUUUUUCUACAGUUAAUAGUCUACAUUUGCCAGAUUCAUACAAAUCUAACCAUCAAGCUUAUGUAUCCUUUUCAUUUUCUUCUGAUGCUUCUAUACGAGGAAAACGAUCAACCGUUCUUAGUCUACCACGCAAACUAUCACCUAGAUUCGUAUUCCAGGAUGAACUAGUGAAUCUUGAUCUCUUUACAAACACAAAGCUGUUAGCACUGCCACCUAUCCAUAGAAACAUUAAUGGGAAAAUCACCAAAGAUGCAGAAAUAACUAAAUUACAACCAAGUGAAAGAUAUUAUCAAGAUUUGAACAGAGGCGCAUCAUUUCAUGUCGAAUGCCGGGAUCCAUGUAUUGAUUACUUAAUGACUGGAUCAUUCAUGCUGAGAGAAGAGACAUAUUUCGUAUCUCCAAUAAAUACCAUGAAUAAUACCACGUAUAGAAUCAUUCACCAAAUAACUAAACCAGAUCCGUUAAUGUCCUUUAAUGAUUUUAUUGUAGAAGGUAAUGUUUCUCACAAUAGCCGAGCAGAAGAUAACCAAAGGUUCAAAAGACAAACAUUUAGAUAUGCAAUAGAAAUAUUUCUAGUCAUAGAUUAUUCAGUUUUCAAAUUUUGGAUGGACGAAAGUGAACAGAAUAAAACAGUUGCUAUGGAUAGAAUUAACACAUAUUAUGCGUUCAUGAUCAAUGGGGUAGACAUACGGUACAAUAAUUUACCAAACGCACCAUUUUCAAUAGGAUUGACGUAUAUAGGUAUCUAUAUAUCCGAGACACAAAGUGAUUCAUACUGGACGGAAAACAGAAAGAUAACCCAACCUUCAGGUGAAAGUAGAAUAGAUCCUGAUACAACAUUAGCAAUAUUCAGCAGCUGGGUUCAACAGAAUUCACAAUCAUUAUCAAAUCCUGAUCAUACCAUGUUGUUCACAAAAUACCAACUUGUGCGAGGUGGGUCAACUAGUGCCAAUGGAGUUGCCUAUCUUGGUGCAAUGUGUUCCCCAUUAAGUCAGUCUCUCGUGCGAGACAAUUUUAAUUUCAUAUCACAAACUGUGGCAGCUCAUGAAUUAGGACAUAGUCUUGGUGCUAUUCAUGAUGGGGAUCAAAAUGUGUGCAAUAAAAGUGCUGCCUUCAUUAUGUCCGCUACUGGAAGUGCUAAGCUUGAUGAUACAGCCAGACAUCCGUGGAUUUUCUCAUCUUGCUCGGUUACAGAGAUACAGACAGUGAUGGAUAAACUCAAUAGUCAAGGACCAAAUUGUUUGCUGUCCACCACUUCAACGUCAGUUAUAGAUAUCUACCAGUACAUGUCAGACCCUAUAGGACAAGAUUUUACCAUAGAUAAACAAUGUCGUCUCAUAUUUGGUUCAACGUCAUAUGCUAGCAGGAAAGAAAUUAGACAACUUUAA